This is a messenger RNA of Hypomesus transpacificus, 1864 nucleotides long. RefSeq names its product fibrous sheath CABYR-binding protein-like. The transcript has 2 exons. The record is from RefSeq and is a predicted model, not a curated record. The coding region runs from base 1 to 804 and encodes 267 amino acids. NCBI's taxonomy places the organism in Eukaryota, Metazoa, Chordata, Actinopteri, Osmeriformes, Osmeridae.
AUGGCGGCCCUCGAUUAUCUUAAUCAGGCAAGCAGCACCAGCCCUGCAGAGUCUAGCCCUGCAGAGUCUAGCCCUGCAGAGUCCAGCCCUGCAGAGUCCAGCCCUGCAGACCAGCCCUGCAGAGUCCAGCCCUGCAGAGUCCAGCCCUGCAGAGUCCAGCCCUGCAGACCAGCCCUGCAAAGACCAGCCCAGCAGAGACCAGCCCUGCAGAGUCCAGCCCUGCAGACACCAGCCCUGCAGAGACCAGCCCAGUCCAGCCCAGAGAUCAGCCCUGUAGAGAUCAGCCCUGUAGAGACCAGCCCAGAGACCAGUCUGGAGACCAGCCCAGUCCAGCACUGCAGAGACCAGCCCUGUAGAGACCAGCCCUGUAGAGACCAACCCUGUAGAGACCAGCCCAGUCCAGCCCAGAGACCAUCCCUGCAGAGACCAGCCCAGAGUGCAGCCCUACAGAGACCAGCCCAGAGACCAGCCCAGAGCUGCCCUGCAGAGUCUAGUCCUGCAGAGACCAGCCCAGAGACCAGCCCAGCCCAGAGACCAGUCUGGAGACCAGCCCAGUCCUUCCCUGCAGAGUCCAGUCCUGCAGAGACCAGCCCAGAGACCAGCCCAGCCCAGAGACCAGUCUGGAGACCAGCCCAGUCCUGCCCUGCAGAGUGCAGCCCUACAGAGACCAGCCCAGAGACCAGCCCAGAGACCAGCCCAGCCCAGAGACCAGUCUGGAGACCAGCCCAGUCCUGCCCUGCAGAGUCCAGGCUGCUGGUGAGCAACUGUAAUGGUAGCAGCUCUCUCCUCCUCUGGACUGAGUGACAUUCCCUCCAGCAGGAGAUCAUCGUCAACCCCUGGGGCUGCUGGGCUUGGAUCUGGUCCUUACUAAUGAGACCUGACCUGGUUCUGUCUCUUCAGCUGUUUCAAACAGCCACAAGAGGGCGCUGUGUGAUUUUAUAUCCUUCCAGUCUUCCAGACUCGUACAGUGAAAAACAGUUGGCAGAACAGUUAGUUGAACAGUUAGUGUUUGUCCAUUACAAGGUAUCCUGAAAACCCUAACGAAUAACAUGUAUUUAUGAUUUAGUGUCAAAGAUACUUUAAUCUAGCAUGGAAAAUGCUCUUCCGUAUUACAAAAUAUAGCUGUGUAAUGAUCCUGAUCCUCUGAUCUACUCUGCACAGUAGAGCAGAGUAGAUCAGACUACAGUACAGUAGAGUACAGGAGAGCAGAGCAGAACUGAGAGAACACAGAUAACCCGCGUUGGGUCAAACCAAAACACACAUCCCUCUUAGAAAAACAUACAUUUUUAGAUACACAUAAACAUAGAUAUGUGAAAAUGUUUGUACACCAAAAAUUCAAUUUACAUCUGUAAUACACUUAAAAAAAAACACAUUGAAAUAUGACCUUGACAUCACAUGAUCAACCCCCCUUCCCAAUUUGACCCACUUGACCUGGUCCUUGAGUACAAUCCACUGUGUAAUGUAGGGGAACAACAUUCCACUGCUACACUGAUGAUGACCUAACAUGCUGCUGAUGAUAACCUAACAUGCUUCUGAUGAUGACCUAACAUGCUUCUGAUGAUAACCUAACAUGCUUCUGAUGAUGACCUAACAUGCUGCUGCUGAUGACCUAAACCCCCAUCCUCUCACCUCCCUGUCAGGCGAACCCUCUCACUUCCCUGUCAGGCUCACCCUCUCACCUCCCUGUCAGGCUCACCCUCUCACCUCCCUGUCAGGCUCAUCCUCUCACCUCCCUGUCAGGCUCACCCACUCACCUCCCUGUCAGGCUCACCCUCUUACCUCCCUGUCAGACUCACCCUCUCACCUCCCUGUCAGGCUCACCCUCUCACUUCCUUGUCAGGCUCACCCUCUCACCUCCCUGUCA